This is a messenger RNA of Phycodurus eques (leafy seadragon), 3177 nucleotides long. It is a transcript of the gene slc13a4, whose product is annotated as solute carrier family 13 member 4. Lineage: Eukaryota; Metazoa; Chordata; Actinopteri; Syngnathiformes; Syngnathidae. The transcript is spliced from 17 exons. The record is from RefSeq and is a predicted model, not a curated record. Gene Ontology annotation, cellular component: membrane. The coding region runs from base 303 to 2210 and encodes 635 amino acids. Gene Ontology annotation, molecular function: transmembrane transporter activity. Gene Ontology annotation, biological process: monoatomic anion transmembrane transport.
GAAUCGUUUUGAGUCGGUCAAGAAAUGUGGAAGGACAACAAAGUGAGAGGCAUAAUAAAAAAAGAAAGAAUUUUGGUGCAAAAUAACCAUUCCAAUUGUAAAUACUCCACACCUGAAGGGGGUGCUGUUACCCUGCCUCUACUGUUUGCUUGAAAGGAUGGGGCCAAUGGAGUCAGAGGAAUUACCAGGAUGUUGCUUAAAUACUACACACCUAACCAAUUCUCAGCCAUUAUUUGGUUACUUGGAUACUUAAACAGCGUUUACCUGAAGCCAGGCAGAAGGAAAACAGCUCCGGGUCACCCAUGAGGCUGGAGGCCGCAGCCAGGAUGGAUCUGUUCCGGAGGCUGUGGAGGGCGAGGAAUCUGAUCGUGGUGAUUUUCAUCCCACUCUCCCUGUUGCCACUUCCUCUCAUCCACCCCACCAGCGAGGCAUGUUGCGCAUAUGUGCUAAUAGUGACGGCAGUCUACUGGGUAUCAGAGGCUGUUCCCUUGGGUGCUGCCGCCCUCGUCCCUGCCUUCCUCUACCCACUCUUUGGGGUACUAAAGUCAAGCGAGGUGGCGGCCGAGUACUCGAAAGACACCACGUUGCUGCUGAUGGGAGUCAUCUGUCUGGCCGCGUCCAUAGAAAAGUGGAACCUGCACAAGCGCAUCGCCCUGCGCAUGGUGAUGAUUGCGGGGGCCAAGCCUGGCAUGUUGGUGCUGGGCUUCAUGUGUUGCACAGUUUUCCUGUCCAUGUGGCUCAGCAACACGUCCACCACGGCUAUGGUGAUGCCAAUUGCCGAAGCCGUCCUGCAGCAACUCAUAUGCACCGGCAUGGCCGACAACCUCGAGCCCGACGCCACCGAGGACGACAGCGUUUCAGACAAAGAAGAAACCCUGGACAAGAACCAAAUGGCACUGCUCGACCGUAAUGACAGCAAUGCUUACGAUAAACAGGAGCUCUCUACACUUAGUGAGGUACAGACUGGAGAAGCCAACGGGAUGGGUGUGAAUCAAAAUACCAAUCAAGAAUGCAUCACACAUACAAACGGACACUUGCCGCAGGUGGCCAUUGAAAUCCCAAAUGUGAAGCGCGUGAAGGCCAGGCGAGACUCCCAGUAUCCCACCAAGCGGGACCACAUGAUCUGCAAAUGUCUGACACUCAGCAUCACCUACGCCGCAACCAUCGGUGGACUCAUCACCAUCACCGGCACCUCCACCAACCUAAUAUUCGCUGAGCAGUUUAACACGCGCUAUCCAGAUGCCAAGGUGAUCAACUUCGGCACGUGGUUCAUCUUCAGUUUCCCCAUUGCCAUUAUCAUGCUGGUCCUCACCUGGCUGUGGCUGCACUUUCUCUUCCUGGGCUGCAACUUCAGGGAAACAUGCUCUCUGAGUAAGAAACGCAAGUCCAAAAGGGAAAUGAUGUCAGAGAAGAGAAUCCAUGAGGAGUAUGAAAAACUGGGACCCAUCAGCUACCCAGAGGUUGUCACUGGGGUUUUCUUCAUCUUGAUGACUCUGCUUUGGUUCACGAGAGAACCUGGUUUUGUGCCCGGCUGGACCUCCCUUUUUGAGAAAAAAGGUUAUCGGACCGACGCUACAGUGUCUGUCCUCCUGGGCUUCCUGCUCUUCCUCAUUCCUGCAAGGCGGCCUUUCUCUUCACCCUCUUCGAGCUACAGAGACUCAGCAUCAGACCCGCUGGCUCCAAUGAUCACUUGGAAGGACUUCCAGCGGCUCAUGCCGUGGGAGAUCGUCAUCCUGGUGGGCGGAGGCUAUGCGCUGGCAGCCGGCUGCAAGGUGUCAGGCUUGUCCGUGUGGAUCGGCCGCCAGCUGGAGCCGAUGAGUGGACUCCCGCCCUGGGCCGUCACCCUGCUCGCCUGCCUGCUGGUGUCGGCGGUCACGGAGUUCGCCUCCAACCCGGCGACGCUCACCGUCUUCCUGCCCAUCCUCUCCGCACUGUCCGAGACCUUGCGCAUCAACCCCCUCCACACUUUAAUCCCCUCCACAAUGUGCGUGUCAUUCGGGGUCAUGCUUCCAGUGGGGAACCCCCCCAACGCCAUCGUCUUCAGCUACGGACACCUGCAGAUCAGCGACAUGGUGAAAGCAGGUUUCGGAGUGAACCUGAUCGGCGUGGCGGUGGUGAUGUUGGCCAUCACCACGUGGGGGGUUCCCCUCUUUAAUUUGUCCGAGUUCCCAGCCUGGACAGUGGCCGCAAAUGUCACUAGCAGCUUAUAGCCCACCCUCUUCUCAGAGUGAAGCCAGCAAGAGGGGGACCAAUCCGGAGAGAAUUAAGAAAGUCUUUUGACAGAGAAAGUGACAGAGAAAGUCUAGACUGGACUUAUGGGAAGAAGGUGGACAGAGGGGAGGAGAAGCUGCUUGAGGCAGGCAAUCCACAAUUCACAAUGAAAGCUGUAAAAAUGAAAACGUAUUUUAUAUCCUUAAAUGUAGGUAAUUUCUCUAUUCACUUGCUGUGUGAUAUGACAUUUAAAGGUUCUGCAAAUGGCGCUCAAAACCACAGAUUGCCUUCUACUGUACAGUUUUUGGGAAAACAUUUUUAGUACUGCCUUUAAACCUGUAUACAGUUCUUUUACUCACAGUAAAAGUACAUCAUGGAACCUUAGGAGUGCACUUGUUGCCAAUCCUAACAAAGGAAUAAAAAGUUCCUAUUUCACUCCGUGGAAACAAGGCAAGGGCUUUUGCCGUCACUGUGGUGACAGAUAUAAUGAAAGCGCAUCAUUGAAAACAAAAAUCAAAAAUCAUGAAAUGUUUUACAGUUGAACAAUAAGCUGCUAAAGGAUGGCUUGAAAAUGUGAAUGAGUAAUUUUUUGAACACAUUAAGGUACAAAGGGUGAGCGCAUAUAUUUGCAUUUUAUGAUAAUCAAUGUUCAAUCAAAUCUGGUGGUAGAAGACAAUAUUAACAUGUACUGUGCAAAAAUUUAAAUUGUGUUUAAUAUUUUUACACAAUGGAAUGUGUGGCUUUUAUCUGUUCUAAACCAAUUAUCGUAUCAUAGGCACAAUCUUUUAUCUGUAAUUUAUUCAAGUUGUCACACUGAAUGUAACUCAGUGGAGUCGAUGUCAAAGCCUUGACGCCUAUCUUUGUAAAUACAUAGACUUGUAACAUAAAGAACUGGUUCAAUUCCAUGCAUUGUAAAGACAUGAAAGUUAAAAAGACCAACUAUGUGUACAAGAAUAAAACCCAUUC